Molecule: messenger RNA, 3692 nt
Organism: Sycon ciliatum
Lineage: Eukaryota; Metazoa; Porifera; Calcarea; Leucosolenida; Sycettidae
Exons: 1
Coding region: 289-3033 (914 amino acids)
Biological process (GO): non-canonical Wnt signaling pathway; canonical Wnt signaling pathway
Cellular component (GO): plasma membrane
Molecular function (GO): Wnt receptor activity; Wnt-protein binding
Source: RefSeq, a predicted model, not a curated record
GCAUUAGCUUUUGGUAGGUCGCUCAAUCGAGUUCCUAGAUCCUUUUGUGGCGCUGUAGAUUUAGGAGGCGCUUUUUCAAGGUUUUGUUCAAAUCAAAGAACUGAAAGAAGUUCAAUGGUUGUUGUUCUUUCGAGGAUUGUUUCUAUUUAUUACGUAGUUUCACUGCCUAUGGUGGCUCUUGCAGUCUUGGCAUUCACCGAAGCACAUGCAGGUCAUGCGCACCCUGGGGAAGCGUUCGACAUGGACGUUUGAUCGUCGCAAACCGCCAAGUUCUGUCGGUUUUGGAUCAUGUCGGGGCAAUCAGCCAACUAUGGCUGCCGCUGUCGCAUAAUGAAACAGCUCUUUCUUAUAACAGCCCUCGUAGUUUCGUUGGUCUUCGCAGGCUCUGCAUCAGCUCAGGAACUACUGCCCGCCAACAGCAGGGACUGCUCGGUCGAACAGGCGUGCCAAAACCAUGUUGACUCGUCGCUGGCCCAGCUCAAGUCUAUCCUGUCGCUGAGCAGUGUACGGGAUGUGUCGGCAUGCAUGGACACUCUGGGAAGCCGAGAGCGGGCGAAGAGCCUGUCGGAAAAUGCGUGUGUUGAGCUGGUGGGCAGCACGGUCAAGGAGACCACGCAGAGUUGGCUGGCCAGCACGACGCUGUGCGUGAACGCCACCCAAGCAGCUACAAACUCAUGCAGUGAAGCAGCAGUGUCUGCAGUCCUGACCUCCAUCCAGCAUGGACUGGUUCCAGUCGCUCGCCCAGCCUGCCAAAUAUUGCUCGCCCAGGGCGCGAGUGCCCUGUCGCAACUGCCCGUGCUUAUUCGUCUCGUGGCCAGGGACAUUCUGUCGGAGUUCUCGCAGGAACUGGCACACGGGAACAAUGCAUUCAGCUCUGAUGAAGCGCAGCAACUGGAGAAGGAUAUAAAUCUGCGGUUAGCACUUGCUGCCGUGCCGCUGCUCGGCGCACAGGCGAAAGAGCAGAGUGACUUCGUGGCCGGUUUCAGCGAGCUGCUUGCGAACAUCACCGUCACCCUCGCUCAGCACGCACUGCCCAACAGCAAGAGGUUCGCCAACCAGACAUUGUUCUUGGUGUGUAGCUCGCUUUUCCCGACAUGCUCGUGCAGCGGCAGUGGCGGCAACAACACUGGCAAUGGAAGCAGCACGACGGAAAACGACACCACGACGGCAAUCGUGAUCCUGCGCCCGUGUCACUGGUCGUGCGUUUCGAACACUGAGCUGCUGAGAGCCGUGCCAAGCUUCGUCCAGGACACCAGCAAGCUGCGCUCGUCAGCCAUCUUCAGACUCAUCCAGCACGUAACCCGGUGUGCCGACGUCGACGAAACCCAGUGCUUGGAUCUGAAUUGCGGGGACGCUUCUGCGGCUGCCGAUAGUCCACCCGUUUCCAUGCCGUCAGCUAUACAGUAUCUGUGUGACAUGGAAAACGAUUCGGAAGUUUAUCUAGCCGCACAGGAGCAGUCGCAGCAAGUGUGCAUCGUGUCUGGGCAGCGUUGCACGUACCCACUUCAGAGCACGACGGUUCCCGGUCACUACGUUCCGGAGGUGCGCGCACAGACCGAGGUGCUCCGUGCCCUGCUCGGCUCCGUUUUCCCUGGACAGAAGACGUCGCGGAACGAAUCGGUUCUGCCGUGCGCGGCCGCGUGCACGGGUCUGGUGUACGAUCGGCGCAAGGAGAGUUUCAUGCGUACGUUGACGGUGACGGCCGCGGCCGUGACGCUCGCCGUGGAGAUCUUCACGAUCGCGUCGUUCUUCCUGAACCGUCAGAGGUGGAAUCGCUGCCCGACACGUCUGAUGCUGAACAUCAGCAUAUGCUACGUAUUCAGCUGUGGUGCCGUGCUGGCUCAGGCGUCCGUCGGAUGGGAUAGGAUAGCGUGCCACGAGGACGGCUCGCUGAUCUCCGACAUGCCGAAGAGUUUUGAGCGGGGGUCCUGGCGCUGCCUGCUGACGGCAGUGGUGCUCUUCUACAGCCUGAUGGCUGCCCUGUUGUGGUGGCUGUGCCUGUGCCACGGCUGGCUGUGCACGUUCCAGCUGCUCAAUCAGCCGAACAAGGCGCCCACGUUCACCAGCAAGUUCUCCCGGCGCGAGAUCAUCUACCACAUGAUCUGCUGGGGAGGGUCGUUCCUGAUGAUGCUCGGCUUCAUCAGCAACCAGAAGAUCGGCGGGGUGCCGAUGUACGGCGUAUGCAUCACGUCAAACCCGGACGUCUGGUUCUACUUCCUGAUACUACCCAUCAUAAUUGUCGGUCCCGUCGGCUGCCCAAUGCUGACGUCCGGAUUACUGGCAGUGCGGAAGAUGCGCAGCAAGAUGAAGGUGAUGGACAACUGCUGGAACGGCGGCAGCAAGCGGGAGAAGAAUGCCGAGAACCUGCGCCAGUAUCAGACCAAGGUGGGCCUGGUGUUGCUAGUGAGCUUUGUUCACUUGGUGGUGCAGGCCACCGUCGGCGUGUGCGAGUACGCCAUGGCGCAGUCCGGCAAGGCCAUUGUCAUGGAGUACAUCUCGUGCAUGCUGCUGGCCUGCGACGCGCAGCGACACCUGUGCCCGUCGCGGCCCGAGUUCUCCGCCAUGCCCUACUCGGUGCUGUGCCUGGGCAUCUUCAGCGAGGGCAUCGUGCUGUGCAGCUGGACGGCCACGGCGCACAACUGGCAGGCCUGGGUAGAGCUGGUGCGCAGUCCCCUGCACACGCUGCGCAAGGGCGCGACCACCUGGCGCAGGCCGUCCGUCGUAGCGGCCACCUGGUCAGUUCCUAGCCGGCCAUCCGAAGCAAACGGUGCCGGUUGGGAAGUUAACGAGGCCGCGGCGGCACUGCGUAAAGCGCGCAAAUGUUCGCCAAUGGACGCGGCGACGCGGACCCAAUCCAAUAUCACCACCACCACCAUGACACUCAUGCAUCUGUCGGGGGCCUUCACCGGCUCGCUCAACGAGGCCGAUGUGGAGAGCGACGUCAUCAGCGAUGUCGCCAGUGGGUGCACGGUCAGUCCCAGCUGUGCUCAUUUCGCGGGCUCACAGCGCUCUGCAGACACAGUGUUAACUUAAUGACGAACAGGAGUGCUGAUGACCUGCCGCAGCUCAAAUCUUGAACGAUGCUAAACGCAAUGCGUGCAACUUAUACUGCAGCCAGAGAAUUCCGUUUCUAGGCACGUCUUCUGGAACAAAAAUGGACACUCAAUGCCCUUACACUAACGUGAAACGGAAAGUCGUUUUAUAGUUGUAGCAUUUCGAGCAUGCUACAAAUACUACAAAAGCCUACAAUGUAACAAUGCUGGUGAGACCUCAUGAGCAUGCUGCCGGAGGGCCUAGCACUGUCAGUACUAUGGUGUGUGUUGAGCGAGGCUGCGCUGAGGUCGGAUAUCCGGCCUCCGCUGUGGCCAAAUCACCGUCACACAGCACGAUAUCGCUGGUGCAACGGCAAACGAGAAACACAGCAGAACAAUCCACUGCCAUAAUUAUAGCAUGGCUGUUGGUGAUUGUGUUUACUAUACGUAGCUAGCUUCAUCUCCUAGUACUGGAUGCAAUCACAUUUCUGCAUGUACGUGUACAUGUACAUGUAGCAAAAGUAGAAAGGACGAAUUGUGCUGUCCAGAGCCAAUGCAAACUACCGUGCAAAUGCUUAGCUGCACAAUAUUUAAAUUUAAACGUGCAAUCAUGUAUGUUACACUCCGUCUGCUGAGUCUCAUACGAACAUUGAAUUAUUU